AUGGAUGCAUUACAGUGGCAUGCGCAUACCUUUGAUUCCUCAAGUCUUGAUGAUAGCGACUGGGACUCAGACACAACUAACAACUCAUAUCAGUCAGAUUUGGACUUUCGAUCACAUCUUCAUAGAUCUCCUUCGAUUGAUUCUACUGAUUCUUCUGGCCCUGCGCAAUAUUGGUUGGACGCCUUCUUAGAAUCGGCAGUGGCACCAGAAGAUCUACCCGAUGCCUAUGAAUUGGCCAUGACCCCUGAGGACUUCAUCUCAUCAGACCCGGAAUCAGAAAGUUUGGACCCGGAAACAGAAUAUGACGAUGAAGAACUACUCAUAUUGAAUAGUCCCGAUGCGCUCUAUCAGCUUUUUCUCAAGGACAAGCUACAAGUCCGAAUCAGUGCCUCAAAGCGGUGGGAACUUUUGUGUCCAGACUGUGCAGAGUGGUGUCAGACUGGCAUACACUCGGGCAUUAACUUAUGGAUAUCCGGACAGUUUGUGUCACUCAGUAAUCAUCGGGGGAGUCGGAAAUGCGAUCAGACAGCCAAAAAAAAGCUGAGCGCCCAUCAGAAGGACAACAAGGUGUUUGAUGUACCAUCAACAUGUUCCGGAGUUACCUCAAAUGACACAAGCGCAUUGCUUGCUCCUCCUCCUGGUCUUAAUUGCGCUGAUCUUACUGUUGUCUGGCCUGACGACCUUCGCCCAUUCACAAUGCUUUUACCUUGGGAACGAUACCACGAAGGUCCGGACUCAUUACCUUUCCUCGUUGACAUCACACAUCCAAGCAAGCCUCGCGUUCGGUCAAGGCGCUGCAGGUUAUCGACUCUACUCGAGGGUGUGCCAUGUGAUGAAUGCGCCGACAUCUCCCAGCAUGUCUCUCAACUUGCGGAGGCUGCGCGUGACCCCAAACCACACACUAAUUACCGCUUUUUGGGCCUUGCACACAUGCAAGACCUUGCUAAAGGGUAUGCUGAUCAAACGAGGCAGUUGAAGCUUUUUUUUAAUGGACUAAAUGAAUCACGUCAGCACAUGAGCAUGCUGACCCAACUUGACGACUACCAUCAUCUUCUCAUGGCCAUCUCUGAGCAAGACAUCCCUCGGCUCCAGCAAAUCAUCAACAUUGCAUUGCACAAUGGUGCCAGUGUCCGGGAGAUAGUCAAUAAGCUGGAAGACGCCAUCGAGGGAGCAUAUUGUCCGCGAGGCUAUGGAGCCAAUGACCUGGACAUCGCAACGUUGGUUUUUCGACUCGGCGGACGUCAGCUUCUCUUUGCUCUUAAUCAAUGCCUUGGUCUCCCAUCUAUCCGCACUCUGCGUACCAAGUCUGUUUUCACUAAGCUUACCCCAACCAUUGGUCCUAUCCGCAAUGAGCAGCUCGACGAAAACAUUGACUCCAUAGUUCUCCGCACUCGCACUGAUAUCACCACACUUCGCGGUGUUAGUCUUAUGGUCGAUGAGAUAGCUCUGGAAGAAAUGGCCAUCCACUUCAGUAAAUACAACAAGAUUGCUGGCCUUUGCUGGAAGCAUUCCCACCUCGUCGACCCUGUCCUUCAUACAUACGAGUCUGCCAUCACAAUCACGCAGAAAAUUCACGAUGGCGAAGUUCACCUUGGGAAGGAGCUUACAGUUAUUGGAGCCACGUGCUUUGGGGAGGACGAACUUUACCCCAUUUUAGCAGCACCCACUUGCAAGACCGAAGAUGCAGCUGAUAUGGAGGGUGUACUGGUUCGUGCAAUUGAACGCUGGGUUGCAACUGGAGCAGCUGCAUCUGUUGGACCAGUGUGGUCCUUUGCGACUGAUGGUGAUGCUACGCGCCGUGCCGCGGGGCACAAACUUUUUCUCAAGAAACCGUUAUCGUCAGAAUCACACUUAUACAGCAUUCUUAGCAACAUGCCUGGUCUCAACACCAUGACAGGUGAUGCUGAGGUGAUGCUUGAUUUUGACUUCAAGCAUAUUUUUAAACGCUUCUGCACGCUCAUCUGCUCCCCUGCAGGCAUCGUCCUAAAUAACGGUCGCGUAAUUAACACUAUGAUGCUUUCAAGGUACCUUGUUUGGUUGCCCGCAUAUGAUGAAGCCAGUGUUAUGAAACUCCUCCACCCCGAUGAUCCACAAGACGUCCCCCGGCCAUUGAACUUAGUUUCAAUCACUCUCCUCAGCAAUUUGAUUGAGUCCAUUCUCGUCCCUUUCAUCAAUACGAAGCUCUCCCUCACAGAACAAGUUCAGUCCCUUAGCUGCUAUGCUCACCUUGCGUUCUCCAUUUUCCGUGUUCACCGCCAUCUAUUCAUGCCUUUCCAACUCUACUAUGACACUCAAACAUCGGUCAAGGGUGUCGUGUUUAAUAUCGCAAAGCAGCAACUUCUUGAUCUGCGCGCAUCAUUCUUCCUUGGAGAUUGUGGAGAUGAUCGACUUGAACUCAUGUUCGGUCGAUCCCGUAUGAUUGGGGGACAUAAUUCAGGCUGUUCGUAUGCUCAGGCUCUUGAUCGUCUAGGUGCUGCAAAGGACAUCAACACUGUGUUCAAGCGGCACCCUGAACUUGACCCUGGCCACCAGCGCCUCAGCCUUGGCAAGCGGAUCGAGGACGUCGAUCACAUCAACCGGUUGAUGUGGAAGGGUGAUAUCAUUAGCGGUCACUGUGAUCUUCCAUCAGUGUGGCGACAAGGGCGUGAGAUGGCAGUAGCUAUCCUGACUUCUUCUCAGAUCGAUCACAUCAACUAUGCUUACACCGAGCUCUUCCAUGAUCCCGGAACGGAUAUGUUACGUCCUCUGGGUAUGAAUAAGUACUUCGGCAUCGCAGAUGAGGAGCGGGAGGACUUCAGUCGAGUGCCCAAGACCCUGCCUACUGCACCUAUUCCUUUGCCACCAUCACAGGUCUUUGAGACAGUGUUGCUGUGGUUGCCAGCUGACGAGAGUAAUGAAAUUCAGGGGCUAGGCAUUGAUGAGGAUGAUGGUGACAAACUUAUGUUAACAUUUGAAGAGAUGCUGGCCGCAGAAUCUGGUUCUGACUCCCCUCAAUCCCUUGUUUCGUCAACAGAUGCAUCUGCGCCUAUGCCGCUCCAAGGUCAAGGCAUUCACACUGACGACUACUUACUGUCAUAUCCCGUAUUCUGGACCUACAUCCAACAAUAUUUCCACGCCUCAUCCAGACCUUCGGACGCCCUAUCCAUGUCUCCAGUCCUCUACCCAUCCAGAUCCCUGCACCUCGGUACAUCCACAUCCGCACAUCCACAUCCAGAUCCCUUUACCUCUGUACAUCAGACCUCCAUACCUCUGCAGCUAGCCUGCAUCAUUCAUCCUUUGUCCUAUUACCCUAAUGUCAUAUCUCGUAUAUCCACGCUUCUCAUCCGGACCUCCGAUCCGAUCCGAUAUAUGAUAAGCUUCCUAAUUCAUUUCCUGUGCAUAUAA
Messenger RNA from Suillus plorans, 3384 nucleotides. RefSeq lists its product as uncharacterized. NCBI's taxonomy places the organism in Eukaryota, Fungi, Basidiomycota, Agaricomycetes, Boletales, Suillaceae. The transcript has 5 exons. The record is from RefSeq and is a predicted model, not a curated record. The coding region runs from base 1 to 3384 and encodes 1127 amino acids.